ACCUGAAGCACCCAGCCAAAGAAAUCCAAAGUCAAGCCCUUGCAACCGGAAAAUAUGCUAAACAGAAGAGUGAAAUGGAAAAUGGGCCAAAGAAAGUGAAUUAUAGACCUAAAAGUAAAUUUCGCACAGAACCAAGGCUCAAUGAAAUGAUAAAAGAAAUCAAACAUAAAAAUGGGGAGAGCCCAAAUUAUCCUAAAUGGAAUAUGACAAAUCGAGGUAAACAUUUUGUGCCAGUGAAUAUGAAAGAAAUUAGAACUUGA
Molecule: messenger RNA, 260 nt
Organism: Entrophospora candida
Lineage: Eukaryota; Fungi; Glomeromycota; Glomeromycetes; Entrophosporales; Entrophosporaceae
Source: the annotation of a GenBank genome assembly